This is a messenger RNA of Etheostoma spectabile (orangethroat darter), 1816 nucleotides long. It is a transcript of the gene xkr9, whose product is annotated as XK, Kell blood group complex subunit-related family, member 9. The coding region runs from base 242 to 1402 and encodes 386 amino acids. Gene Ontology annotation, cellular component: membrane. The transcript has 4 exons. The record is from RefSeq and is a predicted model, not a curated record. NCBI's taxonomy places the organism in Eukaryota, Metazoa, Chordata, Actinopteri, Perciformes, Percidae.
GAGCGUAUCACAAGUUUCAAGGAAAGAUAAGUGCUGCAUGCAGAUGUGUUUGCCUCUCUGACUGUGCACAGCUAUCCACCAUGAGCAAAGAAUACUGAUUGACCAAAAUGGAACCUGAACUGCUGGGGUCCACUGCAGCAUUUCUUCAAAACCUUCAAAGCAAAACUGAGCAAAAAGCGACCACAUUUCUACACUUAUCACAGAGUGAAACCUUUGGUUGAACGUUUCAGCUGAUGACAAAAUGCCUCCUUCGAGCACUCAAUACACUAAACUGCGAUGGUUGUUAACCGUGGCUGGACUGUGCUUGUAUGUGGUGGACAUUGGUACAGACGUCGGGCUGGCACUGAAAUAUUAUCAAGAGAAACAUUUUUUGCGGACUGGAUUGACUCUGGUGUUUGUCAUGGCGGGGGUGCUGGUGACACAGAUAUUCAGCUAUGUCUGGUACAGGGACGACAUGAUUGGUCCUCUGGCGAACACUGAGGGAGGACCAAACAUAUCAGGCACGUCCACAGGUGCAAUUGCUGUCCUGCACCUAUUUGGCAUGGGCAUCUUCACCAGGUAUUGUCACCUGCUAAGGGAAGGUUUCAAAGUGGUUUGGAGAACAACAAAUUCCUAUACAGUGGAAGAGAGAAGAGAUGUGCACCACAUUCUGUUUUGCCUGGCGACAGAUCUGAGCAUGCUCAAACUGCUUGAGGCUUUCUUGGAGAGCGUUCCCCAACUCCUUCUGCAACUAUACAUAGUGAUGGGCCAGAAUGAGUGCUCACUCAUGCAGUAUUUCUCUAUGGCGUUCUCCUUCUUUAACAUUGCCUGGGCCCUGGUUGACUAUCGCCGCUGCCUGCGCAGAUCCCUUCCCCACAUCAGUGAGAUGCCCUCUGGCCUCCCCACAACAAUCUACCUCCUCUACAAACUCUGCACCAUCACCAGCCACAUCCUCAGCUACACCCUCCUCCUCUUGCUGAGCCCUUACAGCACAAUAGCCUUCACCGUCGUCUGGUUGAUGGCGAAUAUAUGGACGCACGUGCUCCAGACCAACUUCUGCUCAUCCGGUGGACUUGAGCUUCUGUACCGAGCAGUCAUCGGAGUCAUCCUCACAUUCACCUUUUUCAACGUCAAAGGACAGGACACCAAAGUAGCCAUGUUCAUCUACUACUUGUUCUAUGCUAUUGUGAACAUUGUAGCUCCUUCACUGCUAGCUUUGUUGAAACCAGAGUUGCGGACAGCCACGUUUUUUCUGCCCGUCUGUGGGUUAAUCUUUGGAGGUUCAGUGCUGGGGCUAGUGUGUCUCGUGCUGUACUACCUCCUCCUGCAUCCCAGAGAGAAGUGGCGAGCGGCUGAUGAGGUGGAUGGCCUUGGCGAUGAAAUAGAGACCACAAGAAGAAUAAGGAACUUUUUACAGCCUUGAGGCUCUGUUUCUGGUUAUGGUGGUGCAGAGAAAAAGAUUGCUGUACGUUAGAUGUGAUGUCAUCUAGGCCUAGAUAUGUUGCUCGCUAUUCUUAAUGCUGCUAUCUUACCAUACUGUGCCUUACCAUGCAGUUAUCUUACCAUAUUCUGAAAGUUUGCUUCUUCAUCGCAGAUACAAAUGGCUGGCGAAGCAAUUCAGUGCAUCAUAAUUGAGUAUAUGGAUUAAUAUUUAUUUAUUCUUGUUGGAAUAAACUUGACCAAAAACGUAUUUAUUGUUAUCGUAUCUAUGAAAAAAUAUUUAUUUGCUAAUCCUACUUAACAGCUGGCAUUGUCUCUUUAGAUAAUACAUCACUGCUACAGAGACUGUCCAUUAAUAAUGCAUUGUAAUGAAAUCUAAAAAUUACAUUAGGUUAAU